Molecule: messenger RNA, 653 nt
Organism: Glycine soja
Lineage: Eukaryota; Viridiplantae; Streptophyta; Magnoliopsida; Fabales; Fabaceae
Product: transmembrane protein 230-like
Exons: 2
Coding region: 156-464 (102 amino acids)
Cellular component (GO): endomembrane system
Source: RefSeq, a predicted model, not a curated record
UUGACAGGUGUGCACAGAGAGGUGCAACUUUAAUAGGAAGCAAAGCAGAAUUCAAUCAACACACGCAGCUCGCUCUCAUUUAUGUCAUCAAUUGCCGAAAACCUUAGCUAAAUCUGAAUAAUCAAUCAAUCAAUUGAAGAAAAGAGAGAGAGAAAAUGUACGUGGAUCACGCGUUUUCGAUUUCAGAUGAGGACAUAAUGAUGGAUGCAGCGUACACGGUGAGCAACAAGGCACCCAUGAAGGAGAUCGCCCUCGCCGUUUCCCUUCUCGUCUUUGGAACCCUAGCUAUCAUUAUCGGCUCCCUCAUGGCCUACAAUCACGUCGGCGGCGACACCACUCACGGUCUGUUCUUUGCGAUACUGGGAACACUCUUGUUCAUUCCGGGUUUCUACUAUACGCGCUUUGCCUAUUGUGCUUACAAGGGAUACAAAGACUUCUCUUUCUCUAACAUACCUCCCGUAUAGCCUAUGCUCAACUACCACCUUUAUUUAUGUAUAGAACAUCCUUUUUUUUUUUUUUUUUAUUUUGCCUCACAAGUGACAACUAAUGUAUAUUUGAUAUUGCUUGCAUUGCUCUAAACUGGUAUAGUAUAUUUAUUACUGCUAAGAUUUUGUUUUCUUUUCUUCUAUAGAAUCAAUCUUCUUGCUCUGAAA